CCAGCGGCUGUCCCCGCCCUGCCUCUUCCUGCCUUCCUGCCUGUCACAGGACAACAACCUUUCAUACAGAGUAGCAUUUAGGUUUCAACAGACGGGCUCGUUAGACAGCGGUCCAGUGUCAGUUACACGCAGUGAGAUGCCAAGAAAGUCGCGCUUCACCGACAGAGCUCGUCGUGGCUUUUGCACUAAUUUCUGAGGAGCGUCACUGUGGUACUUGUGUCCAUCAACGUUAGGCGGCUGGCGAGGUAAGAAGAAAUGUAGAGGUGCCGAGGUGAUUAAAGCUGCUGCAGCCAGGUUAUGUGACCUGUCUUUACUAACUGACACACAUUAGCUACCACUGGCUAUCUUCGUUAUCCAGACAUUGAUAUACAGAUGUUUGUUUUAUUGUGACAUUAAUGGAGUGGUGUCCUGACUUAUAUUUGACGGUGUUGGCGAUGAUAGAAGGCUGCUAACGGUAGAUACAGAGCAAUAGCUCUAGCUUACGGCCCAAUUAAGCUUGGUCUCAUUGGUAGCUAAUUAGGUAGAUUAAUGUUAACCGAGUUAAUUACUGUCAACAUUAGUCUCCAUCACAGCUGAGUUAGCCAAUUACCGUUAUUAAAUAUAGCUAAUAAUUAAGAAACAAUACACCAGCAACCCCUGACCGAUUUGUCGUGAUGUUUUUAUGCAUAUUUUUAGUGACAUGCUUUUCAACAAACCUCUUUCAGUCAGACGUCUUGCAUGUAUUUAUUUUGUCUUGUCGCGAAGGGCUCAUUAUUGGUUUUUUCCCCAAUCAUUGCGUCCGCAAACGUCAUGUCAUUGUCUUGUUAAAGAUAACGUUACCUUUCUCUAAACCUGAAUGACAGCUGUCGGAUGUCUAUAGACAAAUAUUAAUUCCUGCAUGGAAAAUGUUUGCAGAUUUUGUCAGUUUAGAGCAAAAGACCAAUUUCUUACUGAGCUAUACUUAAUCCACGCAGGUGUUUACGAGCUUUCUUAAUGAUAACACGAUAAGGAAGCUGAAGAUUUUAGAUGAGUGCAUUCGUUUGCAGUGGCACACAUGAUGUACAGCAGCUAAGGUUAUCCUGCAGACUUUCUCUGGCGACACUGACAGCUUCCCUCCAUCAUAUACAGGCACACACUGACCCCUCAUCUCCGAAUGCUAAUCAGUCAUCUCCAUGACAGAAUAAACUUUACAUUGGCUGCAAAUGAUUUUCAUAAGGCUCAACAUUAGCUGAACAUUGUGACCAGACUGGGUGCUGCCUUGACCUGAUUGCACAUCCAUCUUAGCAAACUGGAGGUUGCAGCCACUGCGAGAAUGAAAUCUGGGACAGCCCAGGUCAACCUAAAAAAGGUGUGAAAAGUCAGUGUCAUGACUGGAGCUGAGACUGAGGAUGAUAUUCCAUUAGGCGAAAGGAAGACUGUCACAGAUUUCUGCUAUCUCCUGGACAAGUCCAAACAACUCUUCAAUGGGCUACGAGACCUUCCUCAGUAUGGACACAAGCAGUGGCAGUCCUACUUUGGACGGACAUUUGAUGUCUACACUAAGCUGUGGAAAUUCCAGCAGCAGCACAGGCAGGUUCUGGACAGUCGGUAUGGCUUGAAGAGAUGGCAGAUUGGGGAAGUUGCAUCUAAAAUUGGACAGCUUUACUACCAUUACUACCUUCGUACCUCAGAAACAAGUUACCUGAAUGAGGCCUUUUCAUUCUACUCGGCCAUCCGUCAGCGCUCCUACUACUUUCAGGUCAACAAAGAGGACAGGCCAGAAUUAGUAGUGAAGAAACUUCGAUAUUAUGCUCGCUACAUAGUCGUCUGUUUACUGCUGAACAAGAUGGACCUAGUCAAAGUUUUGGUGAAGGAGUUAUCUGAGGAAAUCGAAGAUUACACACAGCGAUUCAACACAGAGGACCAAUUGGAAUGGAACCUGGUUCUGCAGGAAGUGGCAGCUUUUGUAGAGGCAGAUCCAGUGGUAGUUCUGAAUGACAACAAUUCUGUCGUCGUCACCAGCAAUCGGCUACAGGAGGGAAGUGUACCUCCACUGGAACAAGGCAUGGUGGUUGGGCAGCUUGUCCUUGCAGAUGCACUAAUCAUCGGCAACUGUAACAACCAGGUGAAGUUCAGUGAGUUAACCAUCGAUAUGUUCCGUAUGCUUCAAGCUUUGGAGAGGGAACCUGUAAACCUGGCCACACAGACCUCGAAACAAGGAACGCUGGAACCCAAUGAGAAGCCAGCUAAAAGAGAAAACCCUCACAAGUAUUUGCUGUACAAGCCAACAUUCAGCCAGCUUUUUACUUUCUUGUCUGCCUCAUUUAAGGAAUUGCCUGCCAACAGCGUUCUGCUGGUCUACCUGUCAGCUACUGGAGUCUUCCCUACUGGGAAUUCAGAUUAUGAAGGACCAUAUGAUUUUGGAGGAGUUCUCACAAAUACAAAUCGAGAUGUGGUGAACGGAGAGACGGUGCAGAAGAGGAAUCAGGCCCAGAAAGAAAUGCACUGCCUUCAUCCAGGGGACUUAUUCCCUUUCACCCGGAAGCCACUUUUUGUCAUUGUGGAUUCUUCGAACAGCACAGCCUACAAGAAUUUCACAAACCUGUUUGGCCAGCCUCUGGUGUGCUUACUAUCACCCACAGUAUAUCCCAAGACUGUACAAGAUCAGUCUCAGCGUGGGAGUCUCUUCACUCUGUUCCUCUACAGCCCACUCUUGGCUUUCUCCUCUGUGUGCGGCUUAAACAGCGUGCGACGGGGACUGUGGGAGAGGGCUCAAGAAUUUCUUCACAAAGUCUACCGUGAUAUUGGGCAGAUGAUAACUCGAUCACGGACCAUAGAUCAAGCCUUUUUACAAUUCUUUGGUGACGAGUUCCUUCGGCUGCUGCUGAUCCGCUUUGUGUUCUGCUCAGCUGCACUGAGACUGCAUAAACUCUUCCGGGAGACCCGGAGUUUCCCGGAGUCGUACCCUGAGCUCCCCAAACAGGACACAGUGGAGAGCAGCCUUCUACAGAAGCAUAUUUUGGAGCUGGCGACCAUGCUGGACGUGCAGAGCCUAUUUUGGGAUGAUUCACUGGAAGCCUACUAACAUCUUCGCACAGGGCAAAAUGGCAUACAUGUACAUACAGACUCAACUGCCAGAGCCCUCACAGUUGUCUGUCUUUUUUCUUUUUUCUUUUUUUUUUUCUACACAGGUAAUGAAAUAACUGAUUCAGCACAUACAAGUUCAUGUCCUGCAUUUAACUGUUACUUGUGGAUGCAAAUGUAGCACAACAUGAAAAUGUUCACACCGAUAAGCCAGAGAGUUUAAUACAGUGUAAAUUCCCCAUUUUGAGUCUCAGCGGCUUGCCUCGUAAAUACAAGCAUAAUAUAAGACAUAAGAGUAAACGAACAAGUGAGAGGCUGCAAAUAACUUUUCAACUCGCCAUUCCCCAUCCAAAUGUUGGUUAAAAACUGCAGCCUCUAACAUUAUUCCUCAUGUCAGAUAAUUGUAAAGAAGUUGUCAGUCUUGGUUUAGUGUUCUUUUUAAAAAAUAUUUAUCAUUGCUUAUUAGAGCGAAGGUUGUGUAAGCCUAAAUGAUCCUGGGCUUCCAGAUGUGACUUUAUCUAUCUGUAUGAAGACAGGGUGGUACUGAGCGAGAACACAGUGCUAAACAAAACCUUUCACUGCAUUAGUAAAUAUAAAAAACAAGUAGAAUGUUAGCAGAUUAUUCGCACACUAGGUUAGAAUUUAAAAGAUUUCACCAAAAAUGUUAUUACUGGUCUGGAUUUUUGUAUUUGCCAAACAGUGCUUGCUGCAUAACAGUUUAACUUGUAGCAGGCUGAGGUGCAUAAGGUCAUGUUCUGUUGCGUGUUGUAGGCCCUCAUUAGUUGUAAAGAUAUCACACUCCAUGUCAUUAACCAGCAAUCCGUCUAAUGCCUUUAACUGUCCAUUGUUUCAGCCUUGUGCGUUUUGAAAGUGACCGUUAUUCCUUUCCCAUGUCACUGUGCUGUAUUUGCAUGCAAAAAGGCAAAGAAAUGUAUCGGUUUUGUUCUUAUAUCCACAAAGAAUGGCCUCCACCUUUUAAAGGAUAUAAGAGUUUGUAGAUUUUAAAAUGGCAUGGGGUUGGGAUAAUGUAAAUUGAGCCAGUGCAUGUGUUGCAUGGACCUGUACAUUUGUAGUUGACUCAACAAAUGAAGACAAUCUCGCUUGAUAACAGAGGAGAUGACCUUGAAAAGGUAACGAGGGAUGCCCUCUAAUAUUUUUUCACUGACAGCAUGCACCCUUUCAUUUAUUGCUUAACUGCCACUGACACCUCUGUAAACUUAAUGAUGACAGCAUUAUCAUGUGGCCUGCCAGUUGUAUAGCUUGAAUGGAAUCUCAUUGGUUGGCUGCUUUGUAAACUACAGGCAACAUCAGUCAUAUUUCACCUUCUUGAACUGCAGUCAUGUUACUUUCCUGACAUGUCUGCUACAUGGAUUUUACUUUUCUGCCAUUGAUCCACUACUUCAAGCUUACAGAUGCUGCCAUCUGUUACUGGAACCACAAAAAGAUCCAAAUGUGGUGAAGAGAGAGGAAGCCUCAGUGGCACUGAGGAGGGAUGAACAAGCAGCAACCAACAUGGCUGACUUUAACUACUGAGAACAGUUGAGACCAUGACCAAGGUAGUUGGUUGGGGGAAACAGCACAGUGGAAAUAAUAUUAUUUCUGCUUAGUCAUUCAGCGAAUAUCAGAUAAGAGAAAAAAGAAAAUAUUGACGCAAUUAUCUGCAAUUUGACACAUAGACUAUAUGAUUUGACAUAUACUGUAUAUUCAAAGACUUUGGGGGGGGGUUAUUUCAAAACUCAAUCAGUUUUUGUAGCUCGGUAAUCUCCCACUUUAUAUUAAAGUAAAUACUGCAAAUUUAGAUUUUCAUGUCAGUUAUUAGUGCUGUUAUGGUUACUGAAAAUGAAACAGUCACUUCUACACUAGCUUCUACACGGCUGCCGCUUUUCUUGAAAAAGACCUAAAUCUUGUCUGCUUCACCCAAAAGAAAUUGACGGGGCAUAGAUUCACAUAAAAAGACUAUAUCCACAAUGCAAAUGAAUUUAGAGAAUAUAGCUAAUAUAGCCACACAUGGCAAUAGCUGUAUUUUCAAACACAGUGCAUAGGAAGCAGCAGAAGUCUGCUCCAUCGCCAAUAAAAGCUCAGACUGAGCAGUAGUACUCGUUUUCCAAACUGCUCAGAAAGAUCCGUCAUCACUAGUACAUAUAACCUGUAAGCACACUGACAGAACUAGAGAGAGGGGGAAGCAAUAAUAGCCAAGUGUAGGAUUUUCAUGCACUGCAAUGCAUUCCUUGCAUUUCAGUUUACACGUUUGAAAAAGGGGUUAAUGUGCACUUCAGCACUCAGUCAUGGUGGUUACUGCUUGAGAUAUUUAAAAAAUGAUGGUAGUUUGUAGGUGGUGUACGUUCAGUGGGAUUACUGAGGAAUGAAGUGGAUCACAGGAAGUAUCAUAAUGUCUAAACUCAUCCUGUUAAUGGCCUUAAACCAGGUAGCCACCUGUUCUCGUGACUGAAGCACAGUUAUGCUAAGGCAUUGUAUUCAGUCAGUGGUCAAAGGCACUUCCCAUGAUGCCCUGGGUUCUAAUAUGGCCCAGGACCUUUCUCAUAAAUCAUCAUAAAUUAUUAUUAUUAUUUUUAUUAUUAUUAUUGUAGUUUUCAUUUUUCAGAAACAUAGUUUAAGUACUUUCUCGGUCCCUUCAUGUAUUGUUUCUGUUUGAGUUUUGUUCUGCAGUAGAAAGUAGCAUUUCAGUAGACCUCCGUCGUCUGUUGUCACACUGCUGCCAGAAUUAAAUCCCCCAUGCAGCCUCACAGUACAGACAUUUCUUUCCACACUGAUCACAGCGGAUAGCAGCAUUAAGGGAGCCCAGAGACCAGGGUGCUGGAGGAACGGUGUUUGUUGACUUCAGUGGUCAUGGGAACACCAGAAGAAUUUCCACUAUCAACAGACAGUUUCUAGAUUCUAGGCUCAAUCAGUGGUGUGCAAAUAACAUUUAAACAAUUGAAUGAGAUUAUAUUUUAGUUUCCGGAAUCUAACAAACUACAGCUUUUGUAGUUAGCUUGUGCUUCACAGAACACUUUAAAGCGCUCAGGUUGUUUAGGACAAGAAGAGAAGGCUUUAAGCAGUUACAUGCUGCUGCAUUGUUCCAGAGGAUAUGCAAGUUUCUGACUAGUUGUCGUUAAUAGGUACCAUUGUAACCUUUAUUUUUGUCCCACUAGCAGGGGGGCUCAAAGAUCGCAGUGUCUGUCAGAAGGUCUCCAUCCAAUACUUUGACCCUGAGAAGGAUAUGUCGAGUAACUGGCUGAAUUGCCAGGAAAUUGCUGAUUUUCUGAAAAGUAGAUUCCCAAAGAUUUUGAUAUCCCCCUAAACACUUGGUUCAAGACAAGGCCAAAAUGUUAGUUUACCUUGCCCACAAGAUAUCUCAUAUCUCAUAAUCUAACAGGCAGAUUGCCAUGAGGUUUCCUCUAGCGUAAAUGAUAAGGCUGUCAUUGUUUAGUGUUAUUUAUCAUUAUUAUUAUUAAGACCAAAGACCAAAAUCAACAAUGCGUUAGUCCAUAUCUCAAUGCUUCUCCCUACCUGUCUGUCAAGCCCAUUGGAUCCAACUGAAUUCUAAUUUUUAAAAAAUGUAUACUUGAGGCAUUUUUUAAAAAGGUUCAGUAGUUUCCUCAAACAGCUGGUUACUGUAGUUUUUAUCAAACACACAGGAGGAAAUAGUGCAUUUGUUGGGGACUGUUUUCAGCGGCGGAUGAAUCUGCAUGUGGCGCUGUAGUGAGUGUUUGGGGCAGCAGGACGGUGUGUGUGGGGCUGAGUCAGAAUAAACUACAGUGUGUGUGUUCAUGGUGAUGAAGGAACAUGUCACCCAGUACAACAGAGCAGCUCGCUGAUGUGUUUUCUAUCGCUCAGAGGAAGAAGAUCCGUCAGGCUGUGUUCACACACAAGACUUUUAGUUAGGAGGAGACAUUCAUUGUUGGUUUGGGACUUUUAAUGGGAUAUGUGGAUAAUUAGAAAAAUCUAUAAUACCACCCAUAACCUUGAAAUUUACAUUUUUAGUCACACUUCUGAUAAGGGUCUUAGAAUAGCUAAAAGUAGAUUGUCACUACUGUAUGUAAUAUCUUUUUGUCCACCACUACUCAGGCUACUAGCUAGGCUUCAGGCCUUUAAGUUUUCUUUAGACAGUUUCACGUUUUGAAUUUUGCUCCACAUCUUAACAGACCUGAAACAGAGCUGAUGGCAGGUAGAAGUCUGAAUGUUUAUCAGGUGGCACCGGCAGGGGGAGAGACUGCACAGGCCAUUGUAGUGAUGCUGAUACUGACAAACAGUUAACUGCCCUUGACCAAAAUGUUAAAAUAACGCGUCAAUGCGGGAAGUAGCCAAGCCAGCUGGUUGGAAUUACGAUUUCUGAAUUGACAAAAGUGAUAAGAACAACACUAUUUUUAGCAUUUAUUAUAUUUAUUGACAUUGUUAGAGUAUGUGUACAGAUAAUGUAAAGCAAUGUUUUGGCACAGAUGUGUUUGUUCAGCAUUUAGUAAGUCUAUAAAAUGUGUAAUGAAAUAUGAAGUUGAAAUUAAGGAGAAGCAAAAUGUUAAUGAGGCCAGUUUGUUCUUUGGCCUUUUUUCUAAAGCUGUUACAUUCCAACUUUCAAGGACUUAAAGAGAGGCAGAGGAACACUGCCGCUGUUUUCUCCAUUGUACAUUUUUCUGAGAAAGUGAGCCGUUUAUACUUUUUUUUUCUAUUUUCAUUGUAAUAUCAGCCUCCACGUUCCCUUGUGUUGACCGUUUUGACAAUUAAGAUAUUGUAGGCUUGCACUUUAUGAAGUGUAAAAUUGUUCUGAUCUUGUGUGUUGUGCUUUAGGGAAAAAAGAGAAAAAUCCUUCCAUGUGAUUGUUCUUCAUGCCAGCCCGUCACACUGGUGACCUUCUUUUUUACAAAGAAUAAAAGUUGUGUGAGUCAGUGAUUUCAAACAUUUUCCUAUCGGAACUUUUCAUCUGCUGUCACUUUUUUAACAGCUUCUGCCUGAAUGUGUCGAACACGUUGGCUGAUUUCCGAAAAGUGUUGAAUAGGCAGCAAUAACAUGUGCAUUUGCAUGUGUGAAAGACUUUGAAAUCCUUGUUUUAUAGCCAGUGGUGCUCUAAAACUAUGCUGUCGGUGGAGAUUGCAACGCCAAUCAUGAGUUUUUUUACUUUGCAAAGGAAUAUCAACAAAAACAAAAACAAUUCACAUGUAUGGACAUAAAUCAGGAUAGAAGAAGUGAAGAAAUGUAUUCAUUUAAAUAGUCAAAUAUUGCAUGUUGACAAGUUUGUACGUUCAUGUUUAUAUGUUUAUAACAUGUUAUUGUACGGUGUGUUCCCUGAACUCAAAAUCCAUGAAAAUAGAAAAUAUUGUGGCCUAAUGGCACGAAAUAAGAAUUAUUUAAUGGAAAAUAACCCCAAACAGUGCAGUGACUGAUCAUAACAAUAACUAUAAAAAGAAACAAAUAAACGAGAUAACUUUAGCUUCUGUUGAGACCGUUUGCUGUAGUGAUGUUUUCUGUGCUUCAUAUUUUAAGAGGACUUUGAACACAACCAGUUAUUUUAUUAUGUAGCACCAGUGGGAUCAUUAGCGCAGAUACAAGUUUAAAUUUGCUUGUAUUCACAGACUAACGCUCCUUGAACCAGGAUUAUGCAUUGUAUGAGUGCGUGCGAAUAUUCGUUAUUUCACGUUUCCAGUUUCACAUAGCUACCCAGCAGCAUGUGGACAUGGUGUAAUAGCAUAAAUUGAUUAUGUAUGAUGAAAUGGAAUGUUCUGCUUUACAUAAUUUGAUAGGUGUCUGAGUAGAUUGUUACAGAGCCCUCGCAGUCCUGGAAGCUGAUACAUUCUUUUUAACACAACAGCUUAGCGAAAAAUCUUGUGUGCACAAGUUAACUUGUGAAGAUUUAAACUGUGUAAACAAUACUACUUGUACGAACAAGAUAACUGGCGUAAACUGUACAACAUGUGCGAACGAGAUAUUAAGAAGGUAUCAACUUGUGUAAACGAGAUACUUUAUUCACCCAAGAUAAUAACUUGUGCGAGCAAGAAAUCAAUUUGUGUAAACAUGAUACUAACAUUUUCUAACCAGAUAACUUCUAUACACAAGAUUAUUUGUGCGAAUGAGAUAUGAGACAAGAUAUUAAUUUGUGCAAACAAGAUAAACUGUAUAAAAAAGGUAGCUCGUGCGAACAAGAUAUUAACUUGUGGGAAUGAGGUAUUAACAAGAGAACUUGUGCAAAGAAGAUUCAUUUUGUUAGCUAUUAAUGAGAUAUUAACAAGAUAAGUUUUGCAAACAAGAUAACUUGCACGUUAUCUUUUCGAUAUUGUGUUUGAAGUGACUCUCAGAUGCUAGAAUUGGUGGCUGAGCUACAACAUCAUGCAGAGUUCAAACUAUUCUCAUAUGGGAUUAUAAAGCCUUAUGCGAGGUGGACACUGUGACAAACCCAAGAUAAAACCCCGGUCAGCAACAUAAGGCUUUCCUCUCGCCUCUGCAGCCAUUGUCUUUAUUUAUAAUAAAAUAGUUUACAAACUGUUGAGUGUUAAGAUAACUCCAGUUAUUCACGUGUUAUUACCAGAUUUUGCUGGAUAAAAGUUUCACUGUGAUUUAAAGCAUAUUUUGAGAAUUUGGGGGAUCAAAAUAUACCUACAUUUGCAGUCCUGGACCCAUAUUGGAGUUUGUUGUCUUUUUCUUAUUCCCAUGCUUAACUGUUCAAACGUAGAUAAACAUAGUGAGUGCAUUCAAGUUGUUUCCAGCAGCUACAAUAAAGUUUCCUAGCAGAAAAUGUCUCAGCUACAUAACACAUAAUCAGUAAACAUCAGAUUGUUGUCGCAGUCCCACACAAUCGGUGGUUUCUUUUCUAAAGCUGCCACUAUGCACGUUUGUCCAAAAUUCAUACUGAGAAAAUGCAUAGAAGAAGCAGAGUAACCAUCACUGACUCGACAGUUACAGAAAACGGGGAGGAUUUGAAGGCCGGUCGUAGGGGUACGAUCUGGUGAGACCAGAUCAGUGCUCGCCCUGCAUAACUAGUAUUAGAAUCUACCAGAGCACAAGAAAUACUUGUUUUUGACAAGGACACACAAGCACAAACGCCACUGCUCCAUAUACUGGACCCACAUCCACGGAGAAGCAUGUCGACGCCUCUUGGGAACACAUCGCAAAUAACUGCCGACUGAUCAAUCCCGUUUUCUCCCCAGAUAUGCAGGGGUCAUUUAAAUGUCCAAAAGAUGGGUGUAGCCUUACUUUAUAGCAACAUGUGUGACUUGCUUGUUGUGAUUUUCAGUCAGUGUCAAACUGUCAAAUGUAUUUUCAAAAUUUCUGUUUUAAAAAAAAAAAAUGCACAGAUGAUUAUCUCUGUAAGCAGCAUGUUUGUUUAGAAUAGAACAUGCCAAAGACUGGUGUACUUUCAGUGACUGAGAUCCAUUAUUGUAUCAGAGGGGUUUUUCUGUGUUGCCAGAUGGGGCCAAUAAAGAAAAAGAAAAUUUGGCUUCAUAAAAGGA
This is a messenger RNA of Siniperca chuatsi (mandarin fish), 10481 nucleotides long. RefSeq names its product suppressor of cancer cell invasion (gene scai). Gene Ontology annotation, cellular component: nucleus. Bases 1346 to 3043 code for a protein of 565 amino acids. Gene Ontology annotation, biological process: DNA-templated transcription. Gene Ontology annotation, molecular function: transcription corepressor activity. NCBI's taxonomy places the organism in Eukaryota, Metazoa, Chordata, Actinopteri, Centrarchiformes, Sinipercidae. The record is from RefSeq and is a predicted model, not a curated record. The transcript has 17 exons.